Ananas comosus (pineapple) is the source of this 1107-nucleotide messenger RNA. RefSeq names its product DNA repair RAD52-like protein 2, chloroplastic. Gene Ontology annotation, molecular function: DNA binding. NCBI's taxonomy places the organism in Eukaryota, Viridiplantae, Streptophyta, Magnoliopsida, Poales, Bromeliaceae. Bases 118 to 747 code for a protein of 209 amino acids. Gene Ontology annotation, biological process: double-strand break repair via homologous recombination. The transcript is spliced from 4 exons. The record is from RefSeq and is a predicted model, not a curated record.
AACUAAACUAAUCUCUCUGUCUCUCUCUCUCAGUGAGUUGCGUCUCCCCUCUCCUUCUCCGUCCUCUUCCUCUUCGUCCUCUUCAUCUCCUCUCCCCAAAACCCUACUCCCACAUCCAUGGACGCCGCGUUCUCCGCGGCGGCGCCCUCCGCCCUCUUCGCUUCCUCCUCCUCCGCCGGUGCCGCCGCUGCGGCGAGGGGGGACCGGGCGGGGCUCCGGAAGGCGCGGCUGAGCUGGAGCUGGAGCGGCGGCGGCGCGGCGCUGCGGCGGAGGGCGGCGGUGGCGGCCGCGGCGGCGGAGGGGGGAGGGGCGAAGAAGGGCGGCGGAGUGCCGACGACGAACUACGUGGUGCCGCUCGACAAGAUGUCGGGGAUCACCCGGCCCCUGGUGGAGAUCCUCAGGGACCUCAACAAGCGCGUCCCCGACAAGAUCAUCAACCCCGACCACAACACCAUCCCUUGGUAUCAUGCCAAUAGAAUGCUGAGCUUUUACGCCCCAGGUUGGUGUGGUGAAGUUCGUGAUGUGAAAUAUUGUGACAGUGGAAGUGUGACUGUGGUGUAUCGUGUGACAAUACGAGGAACUGAUGGAGAGGCACACAGGGAGGCCACAGGAACAGUGUCUCUACAAGAUGGGCGGUUUGAGGACGCUGUUGCAGCCGCAGAAGAGGCGGCCUUUUGCAAAGCCUGUGCUCGGUUUGGCUUCGGCUUGUAUCUGUAUCAUAAAGAUGAGAUCCCUUGGAGGGAGUGAAUGUGGUUCUCCCCUUCUCUACUCGCCAAGUUCAAGACGGUAAUGUUGUUCUGUUGGGUUUGACCGCCCUUGUGAUGUUAAUUAUGCAGAUGAAAUUUUCAAGAAAAACGAUUAGGACAAUGCAUCUUCCUGAUGUAUAUAGAGGUAGUCACCUGGUUUGGAUUGCGCUUAUUUUUGCUGUUAAGUAAUAUGCCAUUAUGGGUAGCUUUUUACUUGAAAACCAACAAAAACCCUCUGAACUGUUGUUACUGUUUCUAUGAUGAUGUAUUAUUAAACUCGGCUCGUCAUCUAGGUUUUGCAAUUUGGAGAUGUUUCUACUGUAAUGAUUAGGUUCUAUUAAUAUACUAUGAUUUCGAAUAA